UGCCCUUCCCAGGGGAGACAAAACGUCAAAACACUUUCCUUGUUGGGGGCUGCCCUUGUGUGUACAAACAGUGGAUCCGGAAUAUUUUUUUUUUGUUAGUUUUUAAUAAGUGGUGCAGACCAUAAAAGCUGUAUAUACAUGUAUACAUUUAAAUGAAGCUACAAAGCUUUAUUUCCAGAAAAAAGGAUUGUUAUAGAUUUUUAUAUUAAAGCAUUUGUGGACAGGCUGUUAUAAAUAGCCUGACAAUACAUUCUCCGAAACUCAUAAGUGAUUGCAAAUCACUUUUUAUCGGGACAGAUCCAUUACAUAACUCAGAAUGACAUCACGUGUUUCAUUGCUAAUACUUGGUCUACUUUCCUGCUAUAAGGUAGCAAGCUACGACCCGAACGACCGACUACACCUGACGCCAUACAUACGUCAAGGAAACAUUACUACAGCCCGGGAACUAAGCUCGGUGACAUACAGAGAUGACAAUGUGGCCACUAGCCACUCUGGCUUCAUUACUGUCGACGAAAGACUCGGGAAUCAUUUGUUCUUCUGGUUUUUCCCGGCAAUCAACUCCAACCCUCGUGCACCGCUGGUAGUAUGGCUGAACGGGGGACCAGGCGAGCCGUCUAUGCUGGGGUUGUUUCACGAGAACGGGCCGUUAAGAUUACAGCCGAAUGGUAACGGAACUUUUAUGCUCAAAAUAUGGAACGGCUCUUGGGCCGAGACAUUUUCAAUGUUGUAUAUCGACAAUCCAGUAGGAGUUGGUUAUAGUUACAGUGACAGCGGAGAGAUUGGCUGUAGAACAACGCAAGAAGGCUACUCUAAAGAUCUGUAUGAAUUUAUUCAACAAUUCUACAUCAUGUUUCCAGAAUACUUGCAAAGAGAGCUUUACAUUGGUGGGCAAUCGUAUGCUGGGAAAUAUGUGACUUCAUUAGCAAGUCGCUUGCACAAGCAGAUCUUGAAUAAAAAGUCAAACAUUCCUUUGACAGGAAUUUACCUCGGCGCUCCGUUUAUUGACCCGUAUUCUCAGAGUAAGGCCAUGAGUGGUUAUUUCUACUCCAGCGGGGCCAUUUCUUUAAGACAACAUAGAGACCAUCAGAAGCUCGUGGACAGCAUUUUUGAUCAACUCCGCGUGAGACAGAUCUCUGCAGACCAGGCUGUAACCACAUUGCUCAUGAACAAUUCCAUCGUGGGCUUGUGGGCGAACAAUUACAACGCAAGGUCUGUUACUCCGUACGAAGAGUUAUGGUACCUUAUGAAUACUCCCGCGAUGAGGACUCUAGUCCACGCUGGGAACACCACGUUCGUCAUUGGGGACGACGGCUUCAGGGCGAAGUUUAACGUGGACUGGACGAAGAGCGUCAAAGCGGAGCUGGCCGUCCUGCUCAACACUUACAAGGUACUCAUCUACAAUGGAGAUUUGGACGCCGUGGUUAGCUCGGUUAUGGUGGACGCCGCGCUGGCGGUGACGCGCUGGUCGCUCAAGGACCGCUACGGAGAAUCAGUGAGGGAUGUUUGGACCGACGGCUACAAAUUAAAAGGGUUUUUCACCUGGACCGGAAAAUUUUGCCGCGUGGUCAUUCACGGAGCAGGACAUAACGCACCUUAUGACCAGCCAGUACUAUCUCUAGACAUGAUGAGCCAGUUUAUCAAAAAUGGAUGCAUUCAGAAUGAACACAUUUUGCUUUAGUUUUUCUUUUUGUAGCUUUUUAUAUUCGUUAAUCUUUGAUAGCAAGCAUUGAUACUUUUUGUUAUUAUUAUAAUUAUUAAACGACUAUCUCUUCUUGUUAUUAUUAUAAAAAGUAAAUUUUCCUUUCAGACCUUGUGAUCUAUAGAACAGAUGAUGUAAAUAUCAUCUAUGGCUGACUGUUAACGAGGGUGUCGCGUGGGCAUCACAACGACCAACCACCUUUACUUUUUCCAUCUAAUGCCAGGUACCCAUCAGAGUUGGAUGGACUCCGAGGCGUCCUAAAAGUUUUUUUUUAAUUUGAAAUCCCAGUCUACAGCGAGGGUCGAAUCCGAGACCCCUCUGUUCGGAAACCAAGCGCUUUACCACUCUACCACCAUGCAUCCAACAUUAAGUGUAAGAUCAAAUCAUAAAAGAAAAAGAAUUUUUUUGUGUAUCUUAUUGAUCGUUCUAUUUUAAAACAUUCCUAGCUACCUAUCAGUAUUUUGUCUCAUUAGAAUGAGUUUAGAAAGUAGUUAAUGCAAUAUUUCAAUUACCAAAAGUAAACAAACUUGUGAGACAAAUGUACAGCCCAAAUAAAACGUUGUAUUAGCAAUGCCUGUACUUCAAUGUCUCGUCUUUCAAGUGUAUGUCAAAUCGCCUAUGUUAUUAACAUCUUUCAAGAGGGUUUAGUACAAUGCUAAGAAGGUCAAGUGAAAUUGUUUUACUCUCACACAUUCUUAAAUAGAAAAUAACAAAAUGAACUCUUUUACUUGUUGUUAUUUAAAUGUAAUCUGCGAAAAAUUCAUAAACAUUACCAUAUUGUUAUUGUAGUCAAUUUGUGGAAUAAGGUCAAGUUAAUUAUAACGAAAUGAAAGGUGUGAUUUUUUUCCCUCUAAUGUCUAUAAGAUUGAACUGAUGAACGGUGUGCAAUAGAAGUCUAUGUUCUAAUAUGACUUUAGUUAUGUAUGAAUGAAAUGUAAAGCUAAAACAUGGAGCGUGUUUGUUGUACAGUGUAACUGUAAACGGCAAUCAACAAUUAAGAUAAGAUAAGAUAAUUGUAUGUAAAUAUCAUGCGACUUGUCAUUAUGAAUAAAAGCUGCUGUAUAUUAUGUAAUUAUAAAGUAAAAUACUGUAAAAUAAAACGGAA
Molecule: messenger RNA, 2804 nt
Organism: Biomphalaria glabrata
Lineage: Eukaryota; Metazoa; Mollusca; Gastropoda; Planorbidae
Product: probable serine carboxypeptidase CPVL
Exons: 2
Coding region: 317-1678 (453 amino acids)
Biological process (GO): proteolysis
Molecular function (GO): serine-type carboxypeptidase activity
Source: RefSeq, a predicted model, not a curated record